This is a messenger RNA of Epinephelus lanceolatus (giant grouper), 3508 nucleotides long. The record is from RefSeq and is a predicted model, not a curated record. Lineage: Eukaryota; Metazoa; Chordata; Actinopteri; Perciformes; Serranidae.
UUAGGAGAGAUAGAAUACAGACAUUUACAAAGAUACUAUAAAUCACGUACAGUACACUCAGCAGUCAGCCUUUAGAUUUACAUGUAGCCUUUGUUCCUCCAAACAUAAGGCCAUUUGUGCUUAGUGUCAAUAAAGAUCAUUUAAACUGAACAGAACUGGACUUAAUCUGGAGAAAAAGAAGAGAAGAGAGAAAAAAUGAAAAACAGAAAAGCCUGAGGCUGAGAGAGAGAAAACAGGAAAGAGAAAAAGAGAAAGGGGAGAAGGAAAGUGUGAGAGUGCAGAGAAGGAGACUGAGGAGAGAAAUAAAACGUGUGAAUUAGAGGCAGAGGCUGGAGGAGAUAAGGGAGAGAGAGGGGAGGGAGAGGACAAGUGAAUGGGAGAGGGAGGGAGGGGGAGAGAAACAGAGAGAGGCUCGCGCAGCAGCCGCUCGGGUAGUUUUGGCUCCGGAGACGCGCAGGACGCAGCGAACUGUCCCGGCUCCCCCUCGAUGGUUCACCGCAGCCCGGAGGAGGGACAAACCUUCCACCGCUGCCCGGAAAUCAGCGUCCAGGAGCCGCACACACUCUGACAGCACAGCCGGCGGGCAGCCAUGCUGAAGCCGGGCGACCCGAGCGGCUCGGCCUUCCUGAAGGUGGACCCGUCCUACCUGCAGCACUGGCAGCAGCUCUUCCCUCAGGCGCAGCUCAAGGCUCCUCUGGCCCCGCCGCCGCCUCCACCUGACCGCCUCUCCAUCCCCAUGGACAGCCUGCGCCCGUCCCGCCUGCACAGCCACCUCCUGGCCUCCACACACUGCACCUCCUCUUCUUCUUCUACAUCCUCCUCUUCAGCUUCCUCCUCAGCAGCGGCAGCAGCAGCAGCAGCAGCCGCCCUCACUCCAUCCUCCUCCAUCUCCAUCUCCACCUCGGCAGGGAUCUCCCAGCUGCCCGUCCCUCAGCAGAUCGCGCUCUUCGGUCAGGCGUUGGCCCCGGUGUGUGCUGGGCCUGGAGGACCUGGAGGAGGAGGAGGAGGAGGACCAGGAGGAGGAACAGGAGGGGACCUGGUGGUGGUCGUACCCCCGGAGAACCAGCAGGGUCAUAACCCAGCAGCGGGGCUUCUACACCCGGCCAAGGAGCAGAGCUGUGGAGGAGUCGGCGUGGUGUCGUCCAGUGUGAAGAGCAGCAGCAGCAGCGGACAGAGGAUGGAGAUCAUCCCGCUGAGCAACCACACGGGAGAGCUCAACAACCGUACCAGCCGGCGGGCAGCCAUGCUGAAGCCGGGCGACCCGAGCGGCUCGGCCUUCCUGAAGGUGGACCCGUCCUACCUGCAGCACUGGCAGCAGCUCUUCCCUCAGGCGCAGCUCAAGGCUCCUCUGGCCCCGCCGCCGCCUCCACCUGACCGCCUCUCCAUCCCCAUGGACAGCCUGCGCCCGUCCCGCCUGCACAGCCACCUCCUGGCCUCCACACACUGGAUCUCCCAGCUGCCCGUCCCUCAGCAGAUCGCGCUCUUCGGUCAGGCGUUGGCCCCGGUGUGUGCUGGGCCUGGAGGACCUGGAGGAGGAGGAGGAGGACCAGGAGGAGGAACAGGAGGGGACCUGGUGGUGGUCGUACCCCCGGAGAACCAGCAGGGUCAUAACCCAGCAGCGGGGCUUCUACACCCGGCCAAGGAGCAGAGCUGUGGAGGAGUCGGCGUGGGAGGAGGAGGAGGAGGAGAGGAAGGCAGCAAAGGAGCGUCGGCCAGGUUCAAGCUGACGUCUGAGGAGCUGGACUACUACCUGUACGGACAGCAGAGGAUGGAGAUCAUCCCGCUGAGCAACCACACGGGAGAGCUCAACAACCGCUGUGACAUGUGUGCAGACAACAGGAACGGCGAGUGUCCGAUGCACGGCCCUCUUCACUCUCUGCGUCGACUCGUCGGCACCAGCAGCACAGCGGCUCCCGUCACCCUGCCGGACGUCCCUGAUUGGCUCAGAGACCUGCCCAGAGAGGUGUGUCUGUGCACCAGUACCGUUCCCGGUCUUGGUUACGGGAUCUGCGCGGCUCAGAGGAUCCCUCAGGGGACCUGGAUCGGCCCGUUUCAGGGAGUCCCUCUGCUGCUCGACAAACUGCAUCCAGCAGCUGUCAGAAACAGCCGACACCUGUGGGAGAUCUACGAUGCAGAGGGGACGUUACAGCACUUUAUCGAUGGUAAUGAUCCCAGUAAGUCCAGCUGGAUGAGGUAUAUCCGCUGUGCCAGACACUGUGGGGAGCAGAACAUGAUGGUGGUACAGUACAGGUCCUGUAUCUUCUACAGAGCGUGUAUGGACAUCCCCAGAGGAACAGAGCUGCUGGUGUGGUACAAUGACUCCUACACUUCCUUCUUCGGCAUCCCGCUGCAGUGCAUCGCUCAGGAUGAAAACUUAAAUGUCCCAGCCACGGUGGUGGAAGCCAUGACCAGGCAGGAGUCCCUCCAAUCCUUCAACAAGAACGGCAAACCCUCUUCCUCCUCGUCUUCCUCCUCUUCCACCCCCUCCACCACCCUCAUGCGCUCCAUGGUCUUUCCUCAUUCACCUUGCCCGAGGAAUUUCUCCCUGUUGGACAAGGUCGGGGUCGGGGUUCAGUCGGACUCCAGUUACGGCCAGUUAGGGUCCAAGAACCAGCGAGUCCUGGCGAGCCCGACCUCCACCAGCCAGCUGAGCAGCGACUUCAGCGACUGGCACCUGUGGAAGUGUGGCCAGUGUUUCAAGACCUUCACCCAGAGGAUCCUGUUGCAGAUGCACGUCUGUCCGCAGAAUCCAGACAGACCGUACCAGUGUGGCCACUGCUCCCAGUCCUUCUCCCAACCAUCAGAUUUGAGGAACCACGUGGUGACGCACUCGAGCGACCGACCCUUCAAAUGUGGAUACUGCGGCCGCGCAUUCGCCGGUGCCACGACGCUCAACAACCACAUCCGCACGCACACCGGGGAGAAGCCGUUCAAGUGCGAGCGUUGCGACCGCAGCUUCACACAGGCGACUCAGCUCAGCCGCCACCAGCGACUUCCCAACGAGUGUAAACCUGUGAAUGAGAGCAGCGAGUCCAUCGAGGUGGAUUAACACCCAGACUGUUUACUGACCAACACCACGUCCACAUUAAGACUAAAUAUGAAAAUGCAUCUUUUUGUUUUGACUCUCCGUCCACAUGAAACCGCUGAUUUCCUCAAUGGAAUUUUUUUUUUCCCAUAGCAGAUUAAUCUGAAAAAGCCGACUUGAUGUUUUACCGGGACGUCAUAUCAAAAGCAACUUCAGCUGCAGCUGUAGUGACAGUGUGAGUGCUGCUGUCCGAGCAUUCAGUCCACACCAACAGUCCCUUUUUCCAGGAGCAAAACUACGGUGGCCCAGAGAGCUCAACACACUGCAACUCAAGAAAACACAUGAAAAUUGACAAGCAGAUUAUGAAAAGGUUUUCCCCAGUUUGACAGUACGUGCGCAGCAUUUAGGAAAAAUACUGCAAAUUGAGAAAACACAACCAAACACAGAAACACGCUGCAAGUUGCGUAACUGCCUAGAGUUGGU